Molecule: messenger RNA, 858 nt
Organism: Beta vulgaris subsp. vulgaris (sugar beet)
Lineage: Eukaryota; Viridiplantae; Streptophyta; Magnoliopsida; Caryophyllales; Amaranthaceae
Exons: 1
Coding region: 184-543 (119 amino acids)
Source: RefSeq, a predicted model, not a curated record
UAGUAAUAUUAUUAUUUUUGGUUGGUCCAUUUCAAACCUAAACUUUUUUUAUAAACAAAUCUCAACUUCACUCACUCCCUCUCUCGUCAUCCCUUUACUCCUCCCCCAUCAUUUUUCAAACCCAAUCACACUCCCAAAAACCAAAAAAAAAGGCACAGAUUCAACCUUGAAGCAUCCAUAACAAUGAUAGAAGAUGCAGCACGGGGACCACCACACGGCAUCCUACUAGCAGUAGUAGUCGUCUUGGUGGUUUCAGCACCCGCUUUACUCGGAGAUUGGGAAGCCAUUACUGAGUCAUUCUCCGAGUUACUGAGUCCACUCGGUCUCCUAUUCCUCCCCAUUCUUCUCCUCCUCAUCAUACAAUUCCUCAGCUCUGAUCGCGGCAACUUUUUCACCUCCAUCUUUACCGCCACCGGUGAACCUGACUCCAUCCACCGUGCUAGUGGUUCCCCCUUUGGUGUUGCUGCUGUCCUCUUACUCGUGCUCUUCCUCGUCUAUUAUCGUAUGUCCCUUUUCGGCGGGGAUGAUGAUUCUGAUGACUAACGGAUCUAACUGCCGUGACAUAUUACUAGCUACUAGCUAGAUCUGUCCAUCUUUUAUUUGUUUUUUGUAUUUAAUGUUGUAGGGAAACGGAAAAUAUAUAUAAGCCUGACACGGAAACGGGUGUUUAUAAUGAUACUCUUCUCUUCUGCUCAUGAAAAAUGUUUCCUUGAAAUAGUUUUGUACUAUUACUCAACUUGUUAUUGAGUUAUAAGCUUGAUUGUGUUUUGUUUUGUGUAUAAGUGAAAUUAGUGAUAGUCUAGUGGAGUUGUUCAUGUAUUAUGAUUUAUGCAAGAGACUUUUGGAAAGUUACUGGUA